AUGGAAAUGGAGCGUAGAGUGUGAGUUAUUGAAUAUUAUUAUUAUAUCAAGAUUUCAGUUAACGUAUUUAAUUAUUAUAUCAAGUUUUAAUUUAAUGUUUUCAGCGAAAUGAAUAAACAAUUUUUGGAAGAACAACAAAGAAAACAAGAAUCACUUGGCGGACAUACAGUUAGUUAUUCAAGGCGUCGUAUAAUGGCUAAAUAUGAAACUGAAGAAGUUUUGCAACUCAUUAAACCAACAGAACCGCCGAAUGCAGUUUUAAUAAAAACUCCAGAAACGAAUAAGAGAAGAAUUGUUGUGUCAAGCAUUGUUCCUGCAUUACAUUUAAAGAAACCAUCACCAAAUCGGCCAAGUACGAGUAAAGAAUCAACAUCCGAAGUUAAAGUUUUUUCAAAAGCCAUGGCUGAUGAUUUAUUUUGUCGAUUUCUGGCGAAAAAUGGAAUCCCAUUUCAAAAUAUCAAUGAUACUCUUUUUGAGAUGUUUUCGAAGAAUGUUGAAGAUUUGGAAAAGUAUGAUUUCCCAAGCAAUGACGAUUUGAAGCAAUGUUUGAAAAAAGCAGUUGAAAAAGAUAAAAACAUAGAAUACGUUUGCUCUAAUUCUAAAGUUCAUUUAACUGUUGAUUUCAUAAAAGAAGAAGAAACCACAUAUUUGGCAUUCUCAAUUCAUUUUUAUGAUGAAAUUUCAUCAUCAAGAGUCGACAGAAUAUUCUUAUUCAAACUUGAUUCAUUCGAACAUCCAACAACUUCUCUAUUUCAAUUUAUAAGACAAAUAUCUUCAUCAAUAUUACCAUUUCGACAAAUAAAUACAUCAUUAUUGGCAAGUAAAUCAGUGGAACAAGCAAUAUUCAAGAAUUCUCCAUCUCUUUGCUUUUUCGAGAUUCUUACCAAAUUUGCGAAUGAUGUUAUAUUACUACCUCCACUGAAAGAAUCAGCAAAUUAUUUGAUUGAUUAUGUGAGUCGUGUGAAAAUGAAUCCUGCAAAAUAUGACAAAUAUCGAUAUCUUCGAAAAGGUUUGAAUAACAAAUUGCCAAAUGUUGAUUCAUCUUCUUGGACAUCGAUUAGUAUAUUUAUUGCAAAAUGCUUGAAAAUCGUAAGUUUGUUAUCAAAAAAGGGGUAGAGGGUGAAAGUUUUGAUGAAACUGUAGAAAUACUAAUUUGAACCAUCUGUAUGUAUAAAUUUAAUUUCAGCGUUCCGAAUUAUCGCAAAUUGAAUCAAUGAAUACUCGGCAUUUUCGAAACAUAAUUCUACUUGGCAAAAUCCUCGGACAUUGUCAAAAAUUGGCUCAUCGUGUUGCAAGCGAUAAUGUUAUUUCGGUUAUAGUUCCAACUGUUUUAGACAUCAUCAAAUUUGUCGAUGACGAAAUGGCGGAUUUAUCAAAAAGUAUCAAAAGGCUCAUCGAUUUUCAUUUAUUUCCUCUAAUAAUUAUUGAGAAGAAUAUGAUGAGUUGUUUUUUUGACCCGAGAUUUGCAUAUUCUCCAAUUUAUACCGAGGAUACUUGGAUGAAAAUUGAAAAUAAUGUUUCGAAUUUAUUUUACUACAAAAUUACUACAAAAGAUUCAUCGAAAUGGAAUGAUAAAAUUCGCGAACAAUUUCAUGAAUAUCGAUGUUUGGUGGAGAAGAAAAGACCCGGAAAAUACACAAAUCCCUUCGAUUGGUGGAAAGAAAACAAUAAUUCUGGAUUGGAAACAUUCUUUGAAAAAGCAAAAAGUUUUUUAUGCGAACCGGCGAUUGCAAUUGAUAUUCAUUAUUAUUUCGGAAAAUAUGGAAAGUUUCGGCAUAUUUGCGAAUUUUUAGAAGAAGAAGAGUUGAAUGAUAUGUUGAAAAGUGCAUCGAGAGAUGAACAAUUUAGAUGUCGAGGGAUUAUCGCAGAAAAGGAUGUGAAUUUGAUUAUGUUGAUUGAUCAAACUAGAAGUGAAGAACAAGAAGAUGAAGAAGAGGGAAUUGAAAUUGUUGAGAGAAAUACUCACGAUAUUCCUGAAGUCGCCAAACAAAUAUUAGUUUUCAAUAGAGAUGUGUAAGUGAUUGGUUGAAAAAAAACCUUGAUAAAUCUUUGUUUUAUAAACCAAGAUGUUUCAGAGUUGCACCAAUUCCCGAAGAUAUUCUAAUGGCUGAACCUCGAAGAAAGAAAAAGACGAUGAUAGAAAAGGCUCCCGAAAAACCAAUAAAAAUCGAAGAAGAUUCGGAACCUGGACCGUCUUCAAUUGUAAAAGUAGAAGAAGAAGAAGCUCGUGUUAUUGUCAAAUGUGAGAUUAUCGAAAAUGAACCCGAAAAAGAUCGCCUAUGUCAAAUUUGCAUGGAAAAAUCGAUGUUGAUAACAGUUUGCAAGAAAAAAGUGUCAAUUGUUGAUGUGAUGUUUGUUACAGUUGCACAAAUUUUGAAUAAUCAGAUUACGAAAGAAGAAGUCAAAAGUCGAAUUAGUGGAGAUUUGAUUGAUAUUUGUAGAAUGCAUUGUGUUUUUUAUGUGAGUUUGAAAAUUGGGAACAUUUUUGGAAUUUGAAUUAUUGGGCUAAAAUUAAGCAAAUGUUUUCACUCGAAAUUCUAAUACAGAGAAAUUCAAUUUACAAAAUGUUUCUGAUGAAUUUCUACUGAUUUGAUUUGGAGAGAAAAAUGAUAGUUUUUUUUGUUUGUUGAGAAAAUUUCGAAGAAUAUAUUAUUUAUGGGAAAAUCUCUGAAACUCAAUUUUCGAAAAAAAAUUAAAUCUAGAGUUUUUAUUUAUUUUAAAAUUUUUGAUUUUAAAAAAGCAGAUAGAGAAUUUUCCACAAACAAUUUCAAAUUGUUUUCUAUGUAUUUCCUCAAAAACCCUAAUUAAAAAAUCCCGAUCUCAUGGCCUAAGAUUUUCCUCUUCCAUCUCCAAAUUAAUGCAUUUCUUUUUUUGCAGGCUCAAAGCAUUACGAAAUAUUUUGGCGUCAAUGAUUGGAAACAACUCGAACCCAAAGAUAUGAACAACAUUUUCGAAACUUGUCAAAUUAUCAUCAAUGAUCUCAAUUUUUCUCGAUUCGCUGAGAAUUUCAAUGAAUUUUUCAGGGAAUAUACGAUUUGA
Molecule: messenger RNA, 3039 nt
Organism: Caenorhabditis angaria
Lineage: Eukaryota; Metazoa; Nematoda; Chromadorea; Rhabditida; Rhabditidae
Source: the annotation of a GenBank genome assembly